AUGGGUUCGCCGAGUCCCUACGCCGAUGCGCAUCAGGAUCCCCAGGGAGCCGGAGACGCCCGACCAACUGCCCUCCAGAUCAUCAAAGAUGAAGGUGUCGAAGGCAAGCUGGCCGGCAAGGUCAUAGUCAUUUUGGGCGGCACAUCAGGCAUCGGUAUCGAGACGGCCCGCGCCUUAUCGGCUACCGGAGCCACUCUGUUACUCACGGCUCGUAACCUGGAAAAGGCCAACAAGACCCUCGCAGGAAUUCUAGAGCCGGGGAGAGUCUCUCUGGUCCCCUUGGACCUAGACUCAUUCAAAAGCAUCCGAGCUGGAGCGCAACAGAUCCUCUCCACCUCGAAAGGCCAAAUCAACCUGCUUAUCAAUAGUGCCGGGGUUAUGGGUGUCCCAGAACGCACGCUCACUGAAGAUGGGAUCGAGUCCCAAUUCUCGAGUAACUACUUGGGUUUCUUUCUUCUCUUCCAGCUACUGAAACAAGCUCUGCUGGCCAGUGUGACUCCCGACUUUAGUUCCCGGGUGGUCAUCGUGGCUUCAUCGGCCCACCGAGCUGGUACCCUCCCAGCAAGCGACGAUUACAGCUUCGAAAGGACCAGAUACAGUCCUGAGGCUGCCUACAAUAAGUCCAAGCUGGCGGCCGUGUAUCAGGCCAACAUGAUCGAGCAUGAAUAUGGCGGCCAGGGACUACAUGCCACCAGUCUCCACCCCGGCGCCAUCAAUACGGAGAUUUCCCGCAAUUUGUCUAAGGAAGUUCUUGAAGCGAUUAUGAGCAACCCGUACGUCCUCAAGGUCCUAAAGUCUUCGGAACAAGGUGCGGCUACGACAGUAUGGGCGGCAGUGAGCAAGGAGUGGGAGAAGAAGGGUGGCAGGUAUCUCGAGGAUUGCGAGGAAGCGGAGCGUGGCGAGGACGAUGGUCAGACAUUUGGAGUUGGAUGGGUCAAGCAAACCUAUAACUUCAAGGAGGAGAGUCGUCUCUGGGAGGACUCACUCAGGCUAGUUCGGUUGGAGGGUCAGUGA
This is a messenger RNA of Penicillium atrosanguineum, 1014 nucleotides long. RefSeq names its product putative short-chain dehydrogenase/reductase. The coding region runs from base 1 to 1014 and encodes 337 amino acids. The record is from RefSeq and is a predicted model, not a curated record. The transcript has a single exon. Lineage: Eukaryota; Fungi; Ascomycota; Eurotiomycetes; Eurotiales; Aspergillaceae.